Amorphotheca resinae ATCC 22711 is the source of this 316-nucleotide messenger RNA. RefSeq lists its product as hypothetical. NCBI's taxonomy places the organism in Eukaryota, Fungi, Ascomycota, Leotiomycetes, Helotiales, Amorphothecaceae. The coding region runs from base 110 to 280 and encodes 56 amino acids. The record is from RefSeq and is a predicted model, not a curated record. The transcript has a single exon.
UAAGUACUGCCAUAGCAAUAAUCAGAAGACCCUAUCUCGAGGAUGUUCUCAAGAAGAGAAUGCCCCAUCAGACACCGCAUCUACUGAAACACAGCCUGGACAUUUGUGAAUGAGGAUUACUCUCAGGUCAAAUUCUACGAAUUCUUCAAAGACAAGAGGCUCUGAAGUCAUCAAACUUUUUUUUGCAUUCGAUAUCGUUUAUAUCCGCAGCCUUUACUGCCGGCUAAUAGCUACUACUCGCGGAUAUGGGCUGGCCUUGAGAACAAGAUGCGGAUUGUAGGUGAAAUGGAGUUGAAUGUAAUGGCAGAAAGCAGAG